UGGUGUUCCGCAACAAAAAAGCGGUUUUGACACCGGGUGAUGCGAGCCUUUCCACCGGCUUGGCCCAAGCAACCGGAGGCUUUCACUGUGGUGAAGCAGGCUGACGAUCUCUUGUUGAAGGAAGAUCUUUGGCUAGCUGAUGCCCGAGACUUCCUGCGGAAUGGCCCUCAAUGGCCCAUGGCAGACAUGUCCAAGGCUCCACGCACAGAGCUGCCCCGGCGCCUGCAAUCGGUGAACUUCUUGGCGUGGCAGAAAGGUCAGCUCACCGAGCACCUCCGCCGGAAGAGCGAACAAACUCUGGUGGCCGCUGCGGACCUGCGUGAGCUGAUCGUCGCUGUGCAGCGCGACGCGGCGAGCAUCCAGGAGGAGGAAGAGGCCUUGUGCCAAGCGGAGGAGGAGUUGCUGGUGGGACGGCAGCGCUGUGCCCGAGAAUUGCAGCAACUUUGGGAAGACCUGGAUGUGAGGGAGAAGGCCUUGGAGGAGGCGGCACUGGAGGCCUUGGAUGUUGAGGCAGGGGAGGAGCUGCACCAGGCGCAGCAGCUGUCUGAAGCGGUCUGCGAACAGGCGGGGGACCUGCAAGAAGAGACGGCCUUGCUCUUCGACCUACACCAGGAUCUGGAAACCCGCGAGGCUGCGCUACACUGCAGUGAGGUGGCCUUCGGAUGCUUGGUGGAGCGAGAGCUUAGCCUUGAGGGCCUCGAAAAUCUACGAGAAGGCAUUGCAAAGCAGUUGUCCGAGAUGAUGGCCUUGGGCGACAGCGCCUGCGAGGCCGUCCUGACUUCCGUGGGAGGUGUUGGUUGGACGGAAGGGGACUUCCCCGUCUCCGACAGCGAGCGGGGCGAUCUGGCGCCCAGCUCCGCGCGGCUGGUCUAUCCGAGUCGAGAUGACACCUCAACGGGAAGGAAGACCAACGUCCGGAAGAGCGACGCACGAGCUUCGACACCGGAGUCCCCAAAGGACGACUACAGCUUGGAGGCUGAAGAGGAGUUCUUCUAUGAAGAAGGGGAGGAAGAAGCUGAGGAUGAUCCCGAUCCUGAAGUUGAGCUCGAAGAAGAAGAAGAGCAGGUCGAGCUCCUUCCACAACGGUUGGAUCCAUUACUUGGUACGGUGGACAGCUCCCCUGGUGCCUUGCCGUCGGAGUCCUGCUUCAUUGGAGUUCCAGCGGACGCCAACGCCCAGGCGUCCAACGCCUCGGUGUCCAAUGCCUCGGCGUCCGCCACCGCGCGGGUACCGGCGCCGUGGGUACCGGCGGCAUAUCCACAGGUGAACAGGUCCUCCUUUCCCUUGCCCUCUGCUGGGGCCUAUCCUCCACGAGUGGCAGUUGCUCCGCUGGCAAAGUUCCCAGUGUCCUACUGUCCAAGACCAGCUACCAGCCCUGGCCGUGCGGCCUAUGUGCAAGUGGUGGCACCAAAGCGUUAAACAAAGCGUCC
Messenger RNA from Durusdinium trenchii, 1430 nucleotides. The record is from the annotation of a GenBank genome assembly. NCBI's taxonomy places the organism in Eukaryota, Dinophyceae, Suessiales, Symbiodiniaceae.